Molecule: messenger RNA, 1983 nt
Organism: Dermatophagoides farinae (American house dust mite)
Lineage: Eukaryota; Metazoa; Arthropoda; Arachnida; Sarcoptiformes; Pyroglyphidae
Source: RefSeq, a predicted model, not a curated record
CUUUCUAUUUUAGCGUUUAUUUUUUCGUUUUAUUGUUUACCACCUGAACAAUUUGAAUAUAUAGUUAACGAAUUGGAUUAAAAAUGUAUAAAUCAUUCAUUUGUAUUUCAUCUAUAAUCUUCAUUAUUUCCAUAACAUAUAUUGAAUGCAAUGGUCAAAAUAAAGAUGAAGUUUGUUAUGGUGAAUUUGGUUGUUUUAAAAAAGCUCAAUUGAGCAACGACAUUCAAACGGCAAAUGUAUUUGGUCAUUAUCCUGAUUCUCCCGAAAAUAUUGAUACGAAAUUCCAUGUAUUCUCCUGUCGUGAUCGUUAUAAUCCAACUAUUUUACCAUAUAACGUGACUGAAAGAGAUUUGCGUAAUAUCAACUAUGAUCCGAAAAAACGUACAAUAUUUAUUAUACAUGGUUACGUAGAUUAUUAUACUCAAUUCAAGUGGAUGGGCGAUUUAAAAGAUCUUAUUCUACGAGCACAACCAUGUUCAUUGAAUGUUAUAGCUGUCGAUUGGCGUGGUGGUUCAAUUCAUGUGAACUAUUUACAGUCAUCAUCCAAUACCAGAUUGGUUGGUGCUAUAAUUGCAAAAUUUAUUGAAAAAAUGAACAACGUUUACAAUACAAACAAUGAUCAUUAUACAAUUAUGGGACAUAGUUUAGGAGGACAAAUUAGUGGUUUUGCUGGCAAACGUUUACGUAAUCCGAAAGUACGAUUGAUACUUGGUCUUGAUCCUGCUGGUCCAGCAUUCAAUGAUGUUAGCGAAGACGGUCGUCUAGUUCCGAAUGAUGCAAAAUUAGUUGUAUCCAUCCAUACAAAUGGUGGUAAGAACUUACUCGAUGGCUUAGGCACACUCACCCCGUCUGGUCACUAUAAUUUUUUUCCCAAUGGGGGUGAAACACAGCCCGGUUGCGAUUCCGUUUCCGGAAUUGCGGCACCAUUGACAAAAGGAGUAUAUGAAGGAGGACAAGAAACAGUAGCUUGCUCGCAUCUAUUUGUCACUUAUAAAUUAAUGAAAUAUGAUGAAUUGAAAGAUGAUGAUUUCGAAUCAAUGGGUUAUCGAUGCAAAAACUAUGAAGCAUUUGAAGCUGGCCGCUGUGGUACCUGUCGUGAUGGUUCAGAUGAUUGUAAACCCUUUGGUAGAUGGUUUGAUUGGUGGCAAAAACAAAAAUUAUCAAAAGAAUGGCGAGAACCGAUCAUCUAUUAUAUUGAUACACAGAAAGACCAACCUUUAUCAUAUUUUUUCUAUCAGAUCAAGCUUCGUACCGGAAAUUCCUUUCCUACUUUUGAUGGUCGAUUAUCCAUGAACAUUACUGGCAGUCUGCGAAACGAUUUCAGCGAAAAUAUUCUAAUGGAUAGAAAAUUUGAACCAAACAAAGAAUAUACCUAUUUACAUAAAUCCAAAAAAUCACUUGGUCGCAUUGAAUCAGUAGAAGCAACAUUGACAAAUAAGGUGUUACCGAAUGUGGUUGCAGUUAGUAUUGAUAAAGCUAUUACCGCGAUUCCAGGUAUAAACAGUGGUCUCUCUAGUUCAACUAAUAGUCGAAUUAUUGUCGAAGAGAUUCAAUUUAACUAUAUGAAUGGCUAUACUGAAAGUAAACGCCGUUCCCUAUCAUCAGUGCUGAAAAGCCGCAAUGGACCUGUGGAAAUAACAGGCAAAGAUAUCACACAUUUUACCGGAUCCAGAUCAUCCAACUCAAUAAAUCAAACUAAUCAUAAAUGAAACCUAUGUGGGAUGAUGAUCGAGAAUAAUCACCACCAAAGCACAAUGAUUGGUUAAAAUUGAAAAAUUUAACUAAUAGAUUUUUGAAUAGGAUUUUAUUCGUUAAAAUUCAUGUUCAUGAAUUGGUUAUAGCCAUUUGAAUCGCUCAUUUCCAUUGAAUACAUUCAUAAUCAAGAAAUGAAUAAAAUAAGCAAUAAUCAAAAAGAACUGUUGAAGAGAUUGCCACCAAAUCAUUCACACUUUCUUUUUUUUUCAAUGUACCUAUUAAUUCAAA